GAACAGGUGAGCCUUGAAAUAACUCAUAUUUUAUCAAGAUCAAAAGUUUGAACUCGUAUAAAUCACACUAAUAGCAAAAUAUUCUUUUUCUUUUCGUGUGAGCAAAAUCAAUGAGAGUAUGUGAGUGAUCAGAAACAAACUAGUCUAAAGAUUGCUUAAGUGCCGAAUUUUCGUUUUUGUAAAAAUUAGGCCAAUAGUCCGAAUUUCUAACCAUACCUGUCCGCGAUAAAGCACUGAAAUAUUUUACUGGCAUUUUGAAUAAAUCGAGUUGAGAAACACUGAUAUAGAAGGCGGAUGACUCACAUAAUUUCUCCAAAUAAAUGCUCAAUAGGAUGAUACAGAGGGUCAAUGCAACAGAGUGGACACUCUAAUGUUCCUGAAACAAUUCUUUACAAUGCUAGGAAUAUGAAAAGGCGACAUAAAGAUGAAAUUAAUAGGCUUCGAAAGCUACAUGAGCUGGAUAGUAACCAUUGGAAGUUGCAUCAUCAACUGCACAUCUCAAACUCCACACAGGAUAGCUGGAUUGAUGUAUGUGUCGAUUGUUGAGUACUACGAAACUGACAGAGAAACAGCUUCACUUCCAAUUCUGAUUUUUAUCAUUGUAAGAUGUCUCGGAGGACCUUUUUGUGGAGUUUUGGGAGAAAAAUUCAGUCCUGAGAACAUAACAUUAUAUGGGACAAUCAUUGCUGCUAUUGGAUUUGGAGCAUGUUUCUUUGCACACAAUAUUGUCACUUUGUCCAUAUAUUUAGGAUUAAUAUUUGGUAUAGGUAUGACAGGAAGUAAUACAUUUCUUCCAACCAUAGUAAAGAAAUAUUUCAACAAAAAUAUUAACUCAGCAAAUGGAAUUUCUCAAGCUGGAUCGUGUUUGGGAGCAAUUCUUGUUCCACCCCUUGCUGUAUUCCUUCUGGAAAAAUAUGGUUUACCUGGAACGUUUUUAAUUGUAUCAGCACUUAUGCUUCAUGCGGUGCCAAUCAGCAUGCUCAUCCAAAAAGCAGGUUUAGUACAAGAUAAAAUCAUUGAAACCAUGAAGAGGAAUAACGAGCUUGUCCAUCAAGAGAAGUUACGUGAAAAAAAUCAAAAAUCUCCCCUUGACUCGAAUAAUAGUACUUCGGAGAAAAUAUCUAUAAACAAUCAAACAUCUCUUUCUGACUCAGCUAACAAAAUAACAGAGAUGAGAGUAAACAAUCAGAAAUCUCUUCCUGAUUCAGCAGAGGAUAUUAAUACAUUAGAGCAGAUUCCUAUAAACAAUUAUAAACUUCUCCCUGAUUCAGAAGAUAAUAAUGUAUCAGAGCAGCUUUCUAUAAACAAUCAGACACUUCUUCCACAUUUUGUUACUAAGAUAUCAGAGCCGUCUAGAUUAGAACUUGAAAAGGGAAAGUUAGACGAUACCAUUACAGUUUUUAAAGGUACCAAAGCUGAUAAUAAAACUAAUGAUUGUGAUCUAAGUAAAGAACAACCCGAUGGUAUUAAAGAUAAUGAUAGUUUGGAUACUUCUAAACUCUCUCUACAGUCUCACGUGUACAAUCAAUCAGCUUCUGAAAAAAGUUGCUCAAGUAUCAGCAAUGUAGGCAAUGAGAAUCGUGAGACUAAUACAUUAAAUCAUGGCGCUGAAAUCUCAGAUAUAUUGGAAAUAAAUGAAGCUAUUCUACAGCCUCAAGAUUGCAGUGAUGAUUCUGAUAGCGACGAUGCUGUCAAAACAAGCCUCCUUCCAGAAAUGAAGACGGUUUCGUACAUACAUUCCGAUUUAGAAAAUGAUCCAAAACUACCUGAUAUGACACAAUAUAAACAAAUGAUUACAACUUGCGUGGUUGCACCGAUAGAGAAUAAUCCAGAAGUGUCAGCGAUUUCAAACAGGUCACACAAUCCAAAACCACACAAAAAAAGUAAAUUUGCAUUUCUUAAAGUGUUUCUGAACCUCCCCUUUUUAAUUAUAAUGUUUUGCACUGGUAUACAUAAUUAUGUGACAGUUCUAGUGACGACGACAAUGAUUGAUUACUCACGAGACAAAGGAAUACCAAGAUAUAAUGAAGUCUAUUUUUUAAUGAUGCAUCCAUUUGUUGAAAUCAUUGGCCGUGUCAGCUUCGGUUGGGUGACAGACUUAGGGUAUUUAACAUUAUCUAAUUACUCAGUGAUAUGUUUUAGUCUUAUGGGUCUUACAUGUAGUUGUAUUUUGUGGUCUGCAGACUUUUGGGUGAUGAUGUUGGGAGCAUUGACUUUUGCUAUAUCGUGUGGUGCCUUGACUGCUAUAUUUCCAGGCAUGGUAUUUAGUUGUGUUCCCGAGGAGAUGCAGUCGAUGGCUAUAGCUUCAAGAUAUGUAUUAAGUGGACCUCUAAUCUUCACAGCUUCACCAUUAAUAGGAUUUUUCAGAGAAACUCGUGGAUCAUAUGAUGGAAUUUACAUCUUGUUAAUAGCUUUGUGCAUGUUGUGCGCAGUUGCAAUGCCUUUGUUGCACAAAUUUUCCCAACGUGGCAAAAAAGUAAGGACAUGAGGAUGAUUUUGAAACUGCAGAACAUGUAAUAAAAAUAUUCGAACAUACUUUUACAAGGUGAUAAUGAUCAGAGAUUUAUACGUGAACUCUAAAACGGUCAGACCGUAAAAAGUCAGACUAUUUUCUUGGAAAGCAGGUCUUUCCCCUAAUAACAGUAUUUUAAUGAAAAUAUUUCAAACAUUUUAUUGAAAAGAGAAAGAGACGCACAGUUUUCUUUUUAAAGUGAUGGUGAAAUUGUUCAUGUACUAAACCAAUACACAAACAGUAAGAAUUUUUAAUUACAGUCCAUGGCCGUAUUAUUAGACACACUAUAAGAUUCUAUGUAAAAUCUUAAUUAUCAAGUGAUACUAUACAGCUUUAAUGUUUUUACGCGACUGUAAAAGGUUUGCACUUAUUUAUGUUUGUGUAUCAAUUGUUUACAUUCGACGAUAUAUAAUAUAAAUUCGACGAUAGGUUAAAUUAGACGAUAUAUUAUAUAAAUAUAGAAUAUAUAUUAUAUCAGUAUUAUAUUAAUAAAUUAUAAU
Molecule: messenger RNA, 3012 nt
Organism: Parasteatoda tepidariorum (common house spider)
Lineage: Eukaryota; Metazoa; Arthropoda; Arachnida; Araneae; Theridiidae
Biological process (GO): transmembrane transport
Molecular function (GO): monocarboxylic acid transmembrane transporter activity
Source: RefSeq, a predicted model, not a curated record